Molecule: messenger RNA, 1954 nt
Organism: Exophiala mesophila
Lineage: Eukaryota; Fungi; Ascomycota; Eurotiomycetes; Chaetothyriales; Herpotrichiellaceae
Product: dihydroorotate dehydrogenase (fumarate)
Exons: 1
Coding region: 162-1670 (502 amino acids)
Biological process (GO): pyrimidine ribonucleotide biosynthetic process; 'de novo' pyrimidine nucleobase biosynthetic process
Cellular component (GO): cytoplasm; mitochondrial inner membrane
Molecular function (GO): dihydroorotate dehydrogenase activity
Source: RefSeq, a predicted model, not a curated record
CAAGAUACUCACCCACGGUCGCUCUAUUCGUGUGGCACUUCGAGGCCAUGCCCUGACAAUUCUAAACUCCCACAGUUAUAGAAUAUCUGGCAUGGACAAGAUUGGAUGAUGAUCCAGUGUCUUUCAUCGCUUCUGGUUGGCAAUAUCCGUUUCUCUUCACCAUGAGGUCAACUCUCCCCAGGUCGCUCCUUAGAGCUUCACGCCCCAAAGUCGGCGGUCAUUCAGCUUUAGCUCGGCCUCAAUUUACCCGUCCUACCUUUCAGAGACGUGCUUCAACGGCCACCGAGGCUCCUGCAGCUACUUCACGACUCGUCAACUUCUUCUAUGGAUCGACACUCCUUCUCGGGCUAGGUAUUGCUUUUGUAUAUGUCACCGACACUAGAGCCAGUGUCCACCGAUACAUUGUCAUUCCUGCCUUGAGAUUUAUCUACCGAGAUCCAGAAGAUGCUCAUCAUGCCGGGAACCAUAUAUUGAAGACUCUGUGGGAUAUCGGUCUUCAUCCUCGUGAGCGGAAUGAUCUCGACAGCGCCAAAGACCUCCAGGUCGAGGUCUUUGGCCACACUUUAAGAAAUCCCAUUGCAACCUCUGCCGGUAUUGACAAACAUGCUGACAUCCCCGACCCCUUGUUUGCCAUUGGGCCAGCUAUUGUCGAAAUUGGAGGCACCACACCGGUCCCACAACCGGGCAACCCCAAACCACGUGUUUUCCGAUUGACUUCUCAGAACGCGCUCAUCAAUCGAUACGGCCUGAACUCGGAAGGCGCAGACCAUGUUGCCACGCGAUUGAGAAAUCGUGUCAGGAAAUUUGCCCAUUCACUUGGCCUUGGCCAUGAUGAAAUGGCCGAAAGAGCCGUCCUUGACGGGAUGGCUGGGGUCCCGCCAGGGAGCCUCACGCCGGGUAAACUCCUCGCUAUCAACAUCGCCAAAAACAAGACGACACCAGAAGAUGAUGUUGACGCUGUGACCAGGGACUAUGUCUACUGCGUGGACAAGUUGGGCCCGUAUGCGGACAUUCUUGUGGUCAACGUCUCUAGUCCCAACACCCCGGGCCUUCGUUCGUUGCAGCAGUCGGAUAAACUUCAAAAGAUUCUCAGCGGUGUCGUCAAGGCGGCCGGCGCGGUCCAGCGAACGGAAAGACCCAAAGUAAUGGUCAAGGUCAGCCCGGACGAAGACUCCGACGCUCAGAUUUCCGGCAUCUGCGAGGCUGUUUGGGCAUCAGGUGUCGAUGGCGUGAUAGUCGGAAACACCACAAACCGAAGACCCGAACCCUUGCCCCAUCUACACGCCUUUUCACCACUCGAACAACAGCAUCUCUUGGAAACAGGUGGCUUCUCAGGACCUCACCUGUUCGAUCGAACUGUGUCUCUCGUGAAGAAAUACCGCAAGCUUCUCACAGAGAAACCAGUGGAUUUUCAACCACUUGAACAGAAACAGGGUGCUCUAGAAGCCGAGGCUGAACGGGUUGUUCAGGCCCAGCUGGACUCCAACGAUCAAGCGAAAGUCAUAUUUGCCACAGGGGGGAUCAGUAACGGACAACAGGCGCUCCAAGUGCUCAACGCUGGGGCCGACGUAGCCAUGGUGUACACAGCACUCAUCUACGGCGGAGUGGGCACCAUCUCACGGAUAAAGGACGAGAUGCGAGAGGAAAUGAGACGAAAGGCUCCAGCCUGACAACGCCCCCCUAUGACUUACACUUAAGGAUGAGGAGACCCUCGAGACUUAAGUUAGGCCCUGCCUGGCUGCAAAAGCGCUUUUGGGUGGAUAUUUUUGUUUACAGGGCUAGUUUAUCUUGAGAUUUAGCCCAAAAGUGAUGUUCCCCCUUGUAGACUAGUAAUGCAGAUGGAAAGACUGCUGGCUAUGAGGUUGCUAAGAGUUGUAGAGAGAGAAGAGAGAGUCCACUCUGGUGAGAGAUCUCUAGUAAUUAGUAGUCUCCUGCCAAGCGCAAAUAGAGGAAG